AUGUCUCUGCACAUGGGGAAGCUAAGGUCCACUAUAAAAGCCAGCCCAGCUCCAUGCUCCCUCAUCCACUUCUCUGGCCUUCUCCUCCUUGGGAACCAGGUGAACCUCCUGCCCCGAGACAUGUCCUGCUACGACCAGUGCCAGCCCUGCCUGCCGUGCCAGCCCUGUGGCCCGACUCCACUGGCCAGCAGCUGCAAUGAGCCCUGCGUCAGGCAGUGCCAGAACUCCACCAUCGUCAUCCAGCCCUCUCCUGUGGUGGUGACCCUGCCCGGCCCCAUCCUCAGCUCCUUCCCGCAGAACACUGUUGUGGGAUCCUCCACCUCCGCUGCUGUUGGCAGCAUCCUCAGCUGUGACGGAGUCCCCAUCAACUCUGGGUGCUGUGACCUCUCCUGUAUUGCCAGCCGCUACUGCGGCAGCAAGGUGCCGCCCCUGCUAAAGAUGCCAGACAGUGCCCCAAACCAGGACCCCAGGAACUCAGAACAUGCUGCUGGACAGAAGAACAACAGAACUUCGUGCUCCUGUUUUAAGAGGAGCUGA
Cygnus atratus (black swan) is the source of this 537-nucleotide messenger RNA. Its product is annotated as feather keratin Cos1-2-like. The record is from RefSeq and is a predicted model, not a curated record. Lineage: Eukaryota; Metazoa; Chordata; Aves; Anseriformes; Anatidae. The coding region runs from base 1 to 537 and encodes 178 amino acids. Gene Ontology annotation, cellular component: intermediate filament. The transcript is spliced from 2 exons. Gene Ontology annotation, molecular function: structural constituent of cytoskeleton.